Messenger RNA from Beauveria bassiana ARSEF 2860, 2640 nucleotides. Its product is annotated as importin 13. The record is from RefSeq and is a predicted model, not a curated record. The transcript has 5 exons. Bases 1 to 2640 code for a protein of 879 amino acids. Gene Ontology annotation, cellular component: cytoplasm; nuclear membrane. NCBI's taxonomy places the organism in Eukaryota, Fungi, Ascomycota, Sordariomycetes, Hypocreales, Cordycipitaceae. Gene Ontology annotation, biological process: protein import into nucleus.
AUGGCCGCGCUUCCUCGACCACAUCGGAGUAUGCUUAGCAAACAACCAGGUCUGCUACCCGGACACCGUGGAGCCCAGCCUUCAGAUGUGUCAUAUGAUAGAAAUGCUAGGGCAACGACAAAUGCAGGCACUCUUAUGGGUAGCCACGCACGUCGUCGAGGACGUAUUGCGGCUGGACCCGAAUUCCGCGAAGAACUUCAAAACGAUAUUGUCAAGAUCCCUGCAAAGCAAAGGGGUCCCGGCAUCCAUUUUGGAAGACGCCAUCAAAUGUCUUCAGGUAUGGCUGGAGCAUGGGUUACUUUUACACAGAAGGCACCUACUCACGAAACCGACGUUGUUGAACUAGUGAAACCCUUACUAGGUAACGUCAUCGAGCUCUUGACGGUUGGUACCGUGUAUGAUGCUUCAGUAGAGCUUCUCAUCGAAGCUCUAUCCAACAAUCCAUCACUCUUCACGCCGGAAACAAAUGAAGUUCUCGAAAUACUGCUCAAGAGUCCAUGGGCAGCGGAAUACUACCAGCGCAUGACGGAUGGCGACUUUACAUUCGAUUCCAUACAAUUUGCCCAGCUUCUACUGGCUUUUGCGGAAGCAAGGAUGCCUCUACUGAUACAGAACUGUCACGCAGAUAGCUCCGAGAUAUUAUCUCACCUCUGCGAUCUUCUUCUCGCUCAAGGUUACCCCGUUGUGGAAGACAGGAUCUUUGUCCCCCUUGUCGAGUUCUGGUCCUCAUUCGCGGAGACGAUACCAGAUCAUUUAUCGGUCGACGACAGUGAAGAAGAGCCAUGGAAAGCCCCUGCCUAUACGCUACUCAUGAAGGCAUGCUCCAACGCAUGGCAAAAGAUUACGUACCCACCAAGUGCAGCAGUAGCAGACUGGGACUCAAACGAUAGAGCAGGCUUUGCCGACUCACGAAACGAUGUUGUUGACCUGCUCCAAUCUGUCUACGCCCUGGUGGGCCCGCAGUUGCUGGGAAGAUUUGCUGCAACCGUGCUUUUAUCGCUGAAGGACGCUGCAUGGUUGCGACUCGAGGCGGCUGUGUAUUGCCUGGGGGGUCUCGCCGACUGCUGCCAGGUCGAUGAUCGUUGUGACAGCUUCUUGGCAUCAGUCUUUCACUCGAAGCUAUUCACAAUCCUUCGAGACGGACGGGCAACAGUACCGACACGAACCCAACAGACGUGUCUCCAACUGAUCGAGCUGUACACUGAAUACUUUGAGAGGAACCCAGCUCUACUGCCGCCAGCGCUCGAGUUGUUAUUUUCUUCGCUCGGAAAUGAAGCAAUGGCGUCUGUAGCGUCGAAAUCGAUACUCAGGCUAUGUUCCUCUUGCAGAGCUCAUCUGCACACAGAUAUUGAUGCUUUUUUGGCCGAGUAUGCGCGGGUUGUCAGCCAGCAGCAACUAGACUGCGUAACCAGCGAGAGAACGAUUGGAGCUUUGUCUUCGGUUGCUCAAGCUAUCGCCAGCCCUCCACAGCGAUACUCGCAAUACGGGCGGAUUCUGGAAUUCAUUGAGAUGGAUUUACGGAAAUGUCAACGUCUCAGCAUGCAGAAAGGCGAUGACAGUGACUUACUCCAACUAGUUUGCUUGGAUACCUCGCCGGAAGAGAAUCCGAGUCUUCACAUGGCACUCAAGGUGCUCAGAUGCCUGGCUGGUAUGGGAAAGGGUGUGCAAACCCCCGCUGAAAACGCUAUCAGUCUUGAGCAUGAGAAGCAGCCUGCCGUGCUUUAUGAUGACGUUUUACCACAACUUCAAAGGCGGAUUGUUACUGUGAUCGUGGAGCUUCAGAAAAUGUUUCCAAACAGUAGCGAGAUCACCGAGCAAAUUUGUCAUGUCCUACGAACCGGAUUCUCAGAAAGCGAGGCAGGCCCUUUUGUCCUUCCCCCCUCAGAGGUCGCCCAAUACCUGACCUCACAUUCGUUUGCUACGCCACGAGUAGGGUUGUUCAUAAGCACUGCGUGCUCAUUCACCAGCUCAGUGCAAGGCAAGAAUAGCCAACAAGGCAUCUUGUCCGCGGUGUUGUCUUGGGUCAUUGGACUUUUGAGACAAUUUCCCUAUGACAACACAGGUGCUGCUGUAGGGGCGUCGCAGAUUGACAUCUCGGCCGAGCCAGAGGUUGCGCAGAACGCCAUGGAGAUUUCUAGCCGAAUACUGACCAAGGACCCGUCUGUCAUUCUUCACAUCCAACCCGCAGAAAUGGCAGAAUUCUUCUUUUUCUUCGCGUUGCAGGCGCUGGAUGGCAACGAGCCUCUGCCUAAGGCAGCAGCAGCAGAGUUCUGGGCAACAUUUGUUAAUGUUAGAAGCAGCGACGAGAGCUUCCAAAACGCAAUGUCGGGUGCUAUGGAUACACUUGGGCCCCUUCUUUGCCAGAGUCUCGCAAGAAAUAUAGGGGGAAACGCUUCUCGAAGCGAGCUAGAUAAGCUCAGUGAGCCUCUGAAGAAACUGGUCAACAGACACCCAAGAGCAAAAGAAUGGCUGGACGCUAGCUUAAAUCAUCCCUCCUUUCCAAGCGCAAAGGUCUCGCAAACCGAGAAAGUAAUGUUCGUGAAGAAAGUGGCAAGUCUACGCGGCGCUCGCGCCACCAAUCAAGUGGUUCGCGACUUUUGGCUCGCAGCUAGAGGAACGAACUUCUCAUAUGCAGCAUGA